Ictalurus punctatus (channel catfish) is the source of this 723-nucleotide messenger RNA. It is a transcript of the gene ndufb5, whose product is annotated as NADH:ubiquinone oxidoreductase subunit B5. The record is from RefSeq and is marked provisional. NCBI's taxonomy places the organism in Eukaryota, Metazoa, Chordata, Actinopteri, Siluriformes, Ictaluridae.
AGUGAAGCUUUGCCCAAAACAAUCAUGGCGGCACUGAGCGUCCUGCGGGCUGUGGCAGCGUUUGCCGCCAGGAUAAACCCCUUAAAACGUGUAAAUCAGUCGUCAGAUCUACUUUCCAGGGCAGUAGUGCGCUCAGAAAAAGUUGCUGUCCGUUAUGGAAGUCAUGGGAAGAGAAUGUUUGUCAUCAAGCCCACUGACUUUUAUGACAGAAGAUUUCUCAAGUUACUGCAAUAUUACAUCCUGCUCACUGGGAUUCCCGUUGCAGCGUUUAUAACUUUUGUGAAUGUUUUCAUUGGUGAGGCUGAAUUGGCUGAAGUCCCUGAGGGCUAUGAGCCAGAGCAUUGGGAGUACUACAAGCAUCCCAUUACUCGAUGGAUUGCCCGGAACAUUUACGACAGCCCAGUGAAGGAUUAUGAGAAAAUGAUGGCACUUAUCCAGAUUGAGGCUGAGAAGGCUGAAUUGAGACAAAAACAACUUGAGGUUCGGAAGCACAUGAGGGCAAAAGGAGAUGGACCCUGGUUUUAUAUUGACACACUUGAUAAGAACCUAAUCGACCAGAGCCCCAAAGCAACACCUGAUAAUUAAGCCUGGGCGGACUGGGAUCUGAUGCCCAUCACCUCGAACCUGCCCGAAUUAUUGUCAUUAUACAAUGUAUAAUGGAUACUGAUAUUUGUGCAAAUAUAUUUGUGUUCUUUUGCCACUGGCACCAAUAAAUUGUAGAAG